Molecule: messenger RNA, 2627 nt
Organism: Schizophyllum commune H4-8
Lineage: Eukaryota; Fungi; Basidiomycota; Agaricomycetes; Agaricales; Schizophyllaceae
Product: amine oxidase catalytic domain-containing protein
Exons: 9
Coding region: 33-2531 (832 amino acids)
Biological process (GO): amine metabolic process
Cellular component (GO): plasma membrane
Molecular function (GO): quinone binding; primary methylamine oxidase activity; copper ion binding
Source: RefSeq, a predicted model, not a curated record
UCGCGCGCGACUUUGGUUGGCUUUCUGACGCCAUGACGGCCCCGUCUUACGCCUACGAGCCUCUGAAGCAGGAGGACGCGUCGGCUUCGCAGCCUGCACCCUCCAAGGCGCGUCGCCGCCUCGGGGCCUUUGCAGCGCUCUUUCUUGGCACGAUCGCACUAUCAGCUCUCGUGUUCCGACCUGCGGGGAAGCUCGAGGACCUCAUCUUGCACGACGCAAGCGAUGAUCUACUUCCCCUUGCGCAAUGCGCAGCCCCCUCCGUGUCUUCUGCGAAGCCCCCCGCGCCGAUCAAUCCUUGGGCGUCUCUGACGGUUGAGGAGACAUCUAGCAUUCAAAGAUGGCUCGAGGCGCCCGAGCGCGGCCUCAACCUCACGCGCGCGCACGGCUCCUCCAUGUCCGACAAUGUGAUCUUUCUCAUCGAGCGCCACUACCCCUCCAAGGCCGAUGCGCUAGCCUACCUUGACGAUCCUGUCCCUGCAAAGGAGCCUGUGAAGUAUGCACGGGUCUCGAUCCACCAUGGCACCAUCCCCGCCGUCAAGAUUUACCUCCUUGGUCCCCUUCCCAUCGGCGAAGAGACGUCGAUGCGGGAGCUGACGGAGAUCUACCAUCGCCCGGACGUACCAUUCAAUGCUCGCGGGUACUUGACUGGGAACGAGCUGCCUGAGCUGCUGGGCCGCAUCACCCCUCCUCUUGCGGAUGCGAUGCUGGAACUCUUCAAUGGUACCGCAAAUGGGUCGCCGAACGACACUCUCGUCGCAUCUGGUAGUGGUCCAUUCAGCUUUGACGGCGAGUUCCGUCGCAUGUGGAUCUCAUGGCGCCGCAACGCUGCCGGCCCCUGGCUUCACCCGAUCGGGUUCUGGCAGUACGUCGACAUGUCCGGCACCGACCCCGAGCAGUGGAAGAUCCUGAAGGUUGUCUACAACAAGCAAGUCUUCGACUCCGUCACCGACUUCAACGAGGCCCUCCGCAACGGCACCCUCGUCCGCGCCCACCACGACUCCUCCGCCGACGUCUCCUGGGCGACGCGCAAGCCCACCGGCGCCGUGCGCGACCUCGAGCAUCUGCCCGGCCCGCGCUCCGUGUCCUUCGCUGGCCUGCGCUUCCGCGUCGACGAGCGGACGCAGUACGUGACGUGGAUGGGCUGGAGCAUGUACCUCGGCUUCGACCGCGAUAUGGGGCUCAAUUUCUGGGAUAUCAGGAUCAAGGGCGAGCGCAUCAUCUACGAGCUGUCCCCGCAGGAGGCGAUUGCGCAGUAUUCCGGCAACGACCCCCUCCAGGCCAGCACGGCCUGGCUCGACCGCCACUUUGGCAUGGGCCGUUCCGUCCGCGACAUGCUACCCGGCUACGACUGUCCUCAUGAGGCUGUCUAUCUGCCUGCGACCACGCACUCGGGUGUCGGCAGCGUCCACGUCCCGCGCGCAAUCUGCAUCUUCGAGCAGGACUCGGGCAAGCCGAUCACGCGGCACACGGGCUAUGCGGAGGGCGAGUUCGGCGCGGUGAAGGGGUACACGCUGACCAUCCGGAGUAUCAGCACGGUUGGGAACUACGACUAUCUGUUCGACUACGUCUUCCACCUGGACGGCACUAUGGAGGUCAGGCUUUCCGCUUCCGGCUACCUCCAGGGCGGCUACUGGGAGCCGACGCAGAACGGCUACGGCGGGCGCAUUCGUGACACGAGCAUGGGCAACCUCCACGACCACGUCAUCAACUACAAGGUCGACUUCGACAUCGCCGGCCUCGAGAACACCGCCAUGAACACGACCGUCAGCCAGGAGGUCCGCUACGAGCCCUGGUUCAGUGACGACUGGGGCGCGGACCACACGCAGGGCGUCAUCACCAAGACGCCCAUCAAGAACGAGGAUGAGGCGCUCCUGAAGUGGCCGAAUAACUUUCAGGGCGGGUUCUCGGUGGUGAACAUGGAGAAGAAGAACCGGUGGGACGUGCCGAGGGGGUAUGCGGUGCACCCGGGGCUCUCGCCGAUUCAUAACAGCGUCGUCGGCUCGCGCCGCAUGCUGAACAACGCGAACUGGGCGCGGUACAACAUGGCGUUCUCGAAGCGCAAGGAGACGGAGCCGUCGUCGAGCAGCGCGUGGAACAUGAACCUGCCGGGCGCGCCCAUGGUCGACUUUCACAAGUUCUUCGACGGGGAGAACAUCGAGCAGGAGGAUAUCGUGGCAUGGAUCAACGUCGGGAUGCACCAUUUGCCUCAAGCAGAGGACUCCCCGAACACGAAGACGAACGUGGCGACCACCGGCUUCAUCCUCACCCCGCUCAACUACUUCGACUCCGACAUCUCGAUGGACAUGUCCAACGCGAUCGUCCUCACCGCGCCCGCCAACCCCGGCGACCCCUUCGCCUUCGACGACUACGGCGUCGACCUGGGCUACACCUGCGUGCCCGCCGCACCGGCGCCCUUCGAAUACAAGCUGGGCACGACGUAUGACUGGGAGGGGCGUGCGGUGCCGUAUGAUAGCAUCGAGGAGUUUAGGAAGGAUGCGGAGGGUUACCAUCGGAUUAAGGUCGAGCUGUAGAUAGUGUAAAGGGGAUCUUGUUUGUGGCAAGGGUGGAAUGUACAUAUGUACGAUAGACGUUGACUUAAGUGGAUGGAAUAGACAUGUUUUCUUGUA